Oryzias latipes (Japanese medaka) is the source of this 1716-nucleotide messenger RNA. RefSeq names its product lectin, galactoside binding soluble 3a (gene lgals3a). Lineage: Eukaryota; Metazoa; Chordata; Actinopteri; Beloniformes; Adrianichthyidae. The record is from RefSeq and is a predicted model, not a curated record. Gene Ontology annotation, molecular function: disaccharide binding; laminin binding; IgE binding. Gene Ontology annotation, biological process: negative regulation of extrinsic apoptotic signaling pathway; monocyte chemotaxis; neutrophil chemotaxis. Gene Ontology annotation, cellular component: cytoplasm; immunological synapse; nucleus.
GGCGCAUGCGCAUCGUCUUUUAGGAGUUUUGAGUUUUGGAAGCUAACGCUAGCUUUCACUGCUGUUCUCCUGGUUUCCACGGCUGGAUAAAUCGUCGCUUUCCAGCUUUUGUUCUCCCUCUGGGAUCAGCGUUACUUCCAGUAAGAUCAUGGCAGAUUUCUCUCUAUCAGAUGCUUUAGGGGAGGACACGCCGAGCCAGGCUAAGAAAAUUGGCAAUACCAACCCUUCUGCUCCAACUGGAAAUCCUCCUUCAAAUCCAGGGUGGCCUUCUUCCGCCCCCGGCGCCCCCACCCAGCCCUCAGCCCCACUCGACUACAACAGUGGACCCUCUGGACCGGGGGCCCCGGGACCUUUCUCGUUCCCUUCAGGUCCCGGAGCUCCAGGCCAAUAUCCAGGACCGCUUUCAGCUCCGGGUGGCUUUCCCGCUGGUCCUGGAAUACCUGGACAGUUUCCACCUGCACCAGGAGCUCCAGGCCAGUACCCCUCCGGUCCGGGAGCGCCAGGGCAGUUCCACGGGCAGUACCCCCCUGAAGCAGCCCCAGGACAGUUUCCUGGAGGUCCUGGUCCCUAUCCAGCAGGGCCAUAUCCGUCUGGCCCCGGAGCUCCUCCUGGGCCUUACCCAAACGUGCCUUAUCCCGGCGGCCAACCAGGAGGCAACGGGAUGUACGGACCCGGAGGACCCGGUGCCUUCCCCCCUGCCACCAGCCCCGGAUUCCCUGCAUUUCCCUCAGGAGGAUUUCCUCAAAUGCCGCCUGGCUCCUGGGGUCCACCUGGAGGCGGCGGUUUUGGUCCCAACCCUGGUUCUUUUGGUCCCGGUCCUGCGCCCAUGGGUCCGUACGGUGGGCCCCCUGCUGCUGGGGGCACGCUGAUGUUGCCGUACGAUCUCCCCCUUCACGCUGGAAUCAUGCCACGACUUCUAAUCACCAUCAUCGGGGAGCCGGUCCCCGGGGCCAACAGGUUCCAGGUUGACUUCAUCAAAGGUUCGGACGUCGUGUUCCACUUCAAUCCUCGCUUCAACGAGCAAACGAUUGUCAGGAACUCCAACCUGGGACACUGCUGGGGGCCAGAGGAGCGGGACGGGGGCUUUCCAUUUGUGCAGGGACGCACCUUUGAGCUGAAGAUCCUGGUGGAGGAGGACUCCUUCAAAGUGGCCGUGGACGGCACCCACCUGCUGGAGUACGAGCACAGAGCGGGCGGGCUGGAGGACGUGACGCUUCUGCGAGUCACGGGAGACCUGAUCCUCUACAGCGCCGCGCCCAGCAUGAUCUGAACCGGCCGCCGGGGAGACCGGCGCGUUUGAGCCCCGUGAGCGAUCGGUGCUGGCGGGCGGCGUUCACCCCACAGCAGACGGCAACCUUUUCUCAACCCAUCGAAUGACUCUAAAUGCACCCAAAUGAGGAUUUAGGUAAAUUACGUCUAAAUAGAAACUUUAAGGAAAAGCUAAUAUAUAUAGAAUGAAAUGACUGUAGUGGAAAAGCCUCCCAAACAGUGUUUUGUUUACAUGUGUGAUUCUUCUUCUGUUCUUUCUAUGAAUUUCACUUCAAGCCUUUGCUGUGCAUGAACGUUUGAUGCUAAAAUCAAUCCUGAACCCGUUUCUGCGCGAUGACCAUCCUCCUGAGAAAAUUGGAAAACACAGAGAUGGGUUCCUAAAUGUGUUGCCAAAGAGGAAUCGUGGACUAUUUAGAUUUUAUAAAUAAAGGAAACGACUAACAGAAA